UCGGGGGCGGCCAGCCGCCCGGGGCGUUGGCCUGCUCCACCGACGCCGCCGACCGCACUACGACUCGACCACUCGAACGUUUUCGCUUCCGACCCGACCUCAGCGACGAAACGCGCGACACGACGCGACACCUGCCGCUGCGGCGCCAUGAAGUUCUACACGAACCUGAACAAGGGCGGCGAGCGCAUCGCCUGGGAGUUCCACCAGGUGACGCUGACGCGCGUGCCGGGCUACGGCUUCGGCAUCGCCGUGUCCGGCGGCCGCGACAACCCGCACUUCGCCAACGGAGACCCCGCCAUCGCCAUCUCGGACGUGCUGAAGGCGGGCCCCGCCGAGGGCAAGCUGCAGGUGAACGACCGCAUCAUCUCGGCGAACGGCGUGUCGCUGGAGAACGUGGAGUACGCGACGGCGGUGCAGGUGCUGCGCGACUCCGGCUCGACGGUGUCGCUGGCGGUGCGGCGGCGCGUCGUGCUGCCCGGCUGCCCGCCCCCGCCGCCGCCCCCGCCGCACGGCGCCGCGCACGCGCAGACGCUCAAGCUCUGCCUCACCAAGGCCAGCAAGAAGGACGACCUGGGUCUGGUGCUGGGCUGCAAGAUCUACGUGCGCGAGCUGGCGCGCGCCAACCGGGCAGGGGCGGGCGGCGCGGAGGCGCAGCUGCAAGAGGGCGACGUGCUGCUCAGGAUCAACAACCACAGCACGGACGGCAUGACGCUCAAGGAGGCGCGCAAGCUCAUCGACGCCAGCAAGGACAAGCUGAGCCUGGUGGUGCGCCGCGAGCCGCGCGCCGCCGCCGCCCCCGCCGCCCCCGCCGCCUGCUUCGACCACGCCGCCCUCACCAAAGAGUCUCACAGCAGUGGAAACUACCUCGACGGCCUGAGUGGUCCCAACUACUCGUCGCAAAACCUGUACGUGCAGCCCCCCACACGCCACCAUCACCACCACCAGCAGCAGCCACCUCCAGCACCGCCCCAUCAGCCCGGCUCAGUGGAGGACAAGAGCAACCUGCUGCCACGCGGUCGGUCCCGGGGACCACUGCUCGACGUCUCGCUCAGCCAGCUGGACAGGCCGGCCACCCCUGUGGGGGCGUCGACAGGGGCGGGGGUGGCCGGAGUCGAAGGCGGUGGCAGCCACGGCCGGAGCCGCAGCGGGCUGGACGAGCCUCCGCCCCCGCAGCCGCCACUGCCACACGACCUCCUCGGACCUCCCCGUCCGCCUCCUCCACGUCCUGAAGACUAUUACAGCAGUAGACGACAGUUGUACGAUGAUGAUCCACUGCUGCAGAGAUCGAAACAGCCAAUACCUGAUCCUCGGUUCAUCACAUUCCAAAAGGAAGGUUCUGUUGGCAUUCGACUGACUGGAGGCAAUGAGGUGGGAAUCUUUGUGACAGCAGUCCAGCCUGGGAGCCCCGCCUCUCUCCAAGGCCUGCAGCCUGGUGACAAGAUCCUAAAGGUGAACGAUAUGGACAUGAAGGGCAUUACGCGGGAAGAGGCUGUUCUGUUCUUGCUAAGCUUGCAGGAUCAGAUAGACCUAAUUGUACAGUACCGCAAAGACGAGUACGAGCAAAUCGUCGCAAGCCAGCGAGGAGACUCAUUCCAUAUCAAAGCUCACUUUAAUUAUGACCAACCAAAUAAAGGAGAAAUGAGUUUCCGGAAAGGUGAUGUCUUUCACGUGGUUGAUACUCUGCACAAUGGUGUUGUCGGUUCAUGGCAGGUCUUCAGAAUAGGUCGUAACAAUCAGGAAGUACAAAAAGGUAUAAUACCUAAUAAGGCACGGGCUGAAGAGCUUGCUACAGCACAGUUUAACGCUACAAAGAAAGAACUGACCGCAUCAGAGAGCAGAGGUAGUUUCUUCCGGAGGCGCCGAGGCAGUCAUCGUAGGUCUAAGUCUCUUGGAAGAGACCACUGGGAUGAUGUUGUGUUUGCCGAUAGCAUAAGCAAAUUUCCAGCUUAUGAAAGAGUCGUGCUCAGGCAUCCGGGCUUUGUGCGCCCUGUUGUUCUCUUUGGUCCAGUGGCUGAUAUUGCCCGAGAGAAACUGCUUAAAGAUUUUCCGGACAAGUUUACAUCACCUCAGCUGGACAGUAAUCUGGAAGAAAUCCCAAAGAGUCAGAAGUCAUCAGGAAUAAUUCGCUUGAGUGCCAUAAGGGAAAUAAUGGACAGAGGAAAACAUGCACUGUUGGACAUCACACCUAAUGCAGUUGACAGGCUGAAUUAUGCUCAGUUCUAUCCAAUUGUUGUCUUCCUUAGAGCAGAAUCGAAACAUGUCGUCAAAGAGCUUCGUGCAGGUCUUUCCAAGGCAGCACAUAAAAGCAGUAAAAAGUUGUUUGAACAAUGUCAAAAACUGGAGAAGGUUUGGGGACAUACAUUCACGUGCAGUGUAACUCUGACAAGUCCUGACUCGUGGUACCGGAAAGUUCGAGAACUGAUUGAAAAGCAGCAAAACUCACCUGUAUGGAUGAGUGAGAGCAAGCCCGACGAAGCCCUGUCAGAUGACUUCUUGUUCCCUAUGACGUCUCGCCUAUCCUACGCUUCCUCCCCCGAAUCCGACCUCGACCUUUCCCCAGAGCCUCACGGGAGUGGAGUGGUGACUGCAUCUCCUCCUCCUCGCCUCAUCAAGAGCUCAUCGGACCCCAGCAUUGCAACACAGGAGGACACCGGUCCUGGCUAUAGUGCUCCUCCUCCUUACUCGGCCAACAACCCGUACAAACAGGGUUAUGAUAACCACAAUGGGGUCCCUGUCCCACCUGAGCAUCACCACCAUCAUCAUCACGGGCACAAUCUCACGUCAGCUGGUAUCGGCAAACGGAGAUCUCAAGGGGGUGACAGCAAGUACGGUUUCUCCCCUACACACCUGACGACAGCAGCCAGUGAGCCUCCCGUCACUUCCUCCACUGUCGACCUCAACUAUGCCCACCACCACCAUCACCACCACCACCACCACCACCAUCAGGCGUCGAGUCCUGCCGGCUACCCUCAGCUCCGGACGAGCGACGGGAGUGGUGGAGGUGCCCUGCCUCGAUCCCCACUGGCCCACUCCCCACCUCUCCCGACCGGUGGGCCGCCCGAACUCCCACCCCGUAUCGAUCGCAGCAACAAGCCCCCUCACACUACUUUAGGCAGGUCUGCUGCCGAAAGACUCUUCGGGAAAACUAGUGACGGAGAACCCGAUUUCGCGUCUCGUAGUGAGCCUCCAAAUUACAUAAAUGCCACCCCACAUCACAGAAUUGCAGGCAGCUCAUCUCUCGAAAGGCAUAAUAUGAAGUCAAGCAGCUACGACAGUGUGUCCUCGUACGACUCCUACAGUAAUCGUCUGGGUCCUAAUGCACACGAUGACCUGAAAUGUAGUACAAACGGUGGCCCUCUGUCGCCGAGGAAUCAUGAUCCGUAUAGAUUCACGAGGUCGACAGCACAACCGAUUAAAGUUAGCAACACAGAACCAAAGCCAAAUAAACCGCCCGACUACAGUAAAUACAGACCCAGUGAUUAUAACAAACCAAUGCCCCCUCCAAAAUCAGCCAAUUACAAGCCUGUGCCACCUCCCAAGCCUAAAAACUACCGCCCUCCCCCUACUGACAAUCAGAACCACUGGACACGCACAGCAGGAGAUGGCAACUAUGACCAGCACUCGGCUCACAAGAGCGGUGAGGCCGGUCUGUCCUCAUCACCUGUGGGCAUCCUGAGGAAUGACGAUAAUGCAAACAUUCCACCAGUGGUGAAAUCUGGCACUGCCAGCAGCAGUACAUAUCAGCAUUCCAAGUCAUAUUCAACCGCUGGAAGCUUAGAUGGUGCUACCUUCACUCCACACCAGAAUGGAGCUGAAGAAACAAACGGCGGAUUCGAUUCUGGUCACGGAAGUAGUCUGGACCGGAAUUACAAUCCGUCAGUGCCCAGAACUGCAGCAGGAGCCGGAGGAGGUCAAUAUUACUACAACGUUCCUCCUUCGAGGAAUGCCCCUCCCGACAGUGUCCGUAAUCACAAUCACCACGGUCACCAUAAUCGAGAACCGAGUGGGCUAGAUCUCGCCAACAGAGAACAGAGAGGUUCGGCCUUCGAGCUGUACAAGAAACCGACAGACCCACGUGGGAACACCGUGCAGCAUUACCUCGAUAAUAAUUUAAGGGGUGAGGGGGGUGGCGAGGUGGUGGCCACAGCGAGGGGGGUGUUCUCUCACGAGGGGGGCACCCUGCACAGCCCCGAGACAGGUGUCGCUAUUGUGAUACCGCCCGGGGCCCUCCCUUGCGGGGCAAACCAAGAAAUUUACUUCAAGGUCUGCAGGGACAAUUCCGUGUUGCCUCCCUUAGAUGUGGAUAAAGGUGAAGCUUUACUAAGUCCACUAGUUAUGUGUGGGCCUCACGGUCUGAAGUUCCAAGUCCCUGUCGAACUUCGCCUUCCCCACUGGGCAUCGUCUGACCCAUCAGACCCGUGGAGUUUUGCUCUUAAAUCAGGUGAAUCUGGAGAGCAUUCGUGUCAACCCAAAGACUGGCAGAGUGUUGCACUGGACAGUAACAACACUGCAAAACACAUAGGACCCAACAGUGUGUCUGUUCUUGUAGACCAUUUCUAGAAUAUAACAGAGUUACAAAGUGUUUGUUUAGUGACUGAAUGGAUAUUCAAAAAUGAGUUAGAUAGUGACUAUGAUGAUACAAUGACUAUGUUAGAAAAAAUGCACAUGAGAUUCUUUGUUUUGUUCUUACGGGAUACCUACAUGCAACAGUCAGAUUUCAGGAAGAAAAAUCCCAGUACUGAGUCAAGCCAUAAAAAGCUAUGCUUCACUGGGGUCAGUUGCAACACCUCAGUUGUUUACAUUUAUGUCUAUUAUUUUAUGCAAUGUUACCAUUGGGGAUGAGGCUGAAUCCAGCAGGAUUUAUAUAUUGUGCUAGCGAACGCAAGUGCAGAGGAAAGUCUUUCAUUAAUUUUUUUGUUAAAUUUUGCCAUUACAUAUCAUGAGAAUCUUUAUAAUUCUUGUAUGUAACUAAACUGCCUCAUCUCCUUUCCAUAUUAUCUCUGUAGUUGAAUUUAAGUGUAUAUAUCUAUAAAUUAUCCUAAUUAAACAAGUCAUUGAUUUUUCAUGCCAUAUGCCUUGUUCUGGCACCCAGUCACAAAUAUUAUUUUCCUGUGUAUAAUAAUGAAAAUGUGUAGUUUACCAAAUGUUAGCACAGUGUAUUGAAUAUAAAUAUUGAAAACAAAACCUGAUUUUUCUAUCGAAGUAGCUAAAAUAAAGUCAAAGAAAUAUGUGUAUGUA
Messenger RNA from Schistocerca cancellata (South American locust), 5238 nucleotides. It is a transcript of the gene pyd, whose product is annotated as tight junction protein ZO-1. The record is from RefSeq and is a predicted model, not a curated record. The transcript has 20 exons. Gene Ontology annotation, cellular component: bicellular tight junction; plasma membrane. Gene Ontology annotation, biological process: cell-cell junction organization; protein localization to cell-cell junction; cell-cell adhesion. The coding region runs from base 148 to 4560 and encodes 1470 amino acids. Gene Ontology annotation, molecular function: cell adhesion molecule binding. Lineage: Eukaryota; Metazoa; Arthropoda; Insecta; Orthoptera; Acrididae.